Messenger RNA from Balearica regulorum gibbericeps (East African grey crowned-crane), 725 nucleotides. The record is from RefSeq and is a predicted model, not a curated record. NCBI's taxonomy places the organism in Eukaryota, Metazoa, Chordata, Aves, Gruiformes, Gruidae.
GUGCGAGUGUCCAGACGGUUCAGGACUUCCAGCUGAAGCAGCCCCAGGACAAGGUGGUGGUGACAGCGGGACAGAACCUCACCCUGAACUGCACCACAUCUGGAAACAGUUCCAUCCCCGGCCCCGUGAAGUGGCUGAAGGGCUGGGGCACUGGGAACGAGACCAUCUAUGACCAGACGGGCGUCUUCCCCCGCGUGACGAGGGCACUGAUUGGGUCUGACACGGACUUCACCAUUUGCAUCAGGGAUGUUCAACCCGAGGAUGCUGGCACCUAUUACUGCGUGAAGUUCCGCAGAUCUCUGGAUGGUGAUGAGGUGUUUCUGCAUGGAAAGGGCACGGUGGUGUCCCUGCAGGGAUCAGCCCUGGUUCCCAGCAUCGUGGCUGUAGCUGUAGUGCUCUUCCUCCUCCUCCUCGGCCUCUUCAUUGCUCUUUGCGUGUACAGGAGGAAGCACAGAGCCAAGGCGGAGAGCCAGUGCCUAGCUGGUCCGGCAGCCAUGGGCAGCUUCUCACCCAUCCCUCUGCUGUGCUGUGCAGGGACCACCAGCACCCCUAGCAGCAAAGUCCUGGAUGCAGAGACCUCACAUCUACCCAGCCAGCAAAGCAGCAAGGAGGACGAUAACAUCCACUACGCCGAUCUCCAGCCCCUGCCUGCAGCCCCACAGCAUGGCAGGAGCCCCGGUGCAGCCUGCUCCGAGUACGCCAGUGUCAUGGUAGCUGCCAAGUGA